AUGGAGUUAGUAGAAGAGCCGGGUGACCACCGCCUCCACAAAACGGGCGGCCUCCACUACCACGACAUCAAAUUUAGGCUUCCCUUUCUGGGAGCUUACCUCCUUUAUUCCUGGGGGACGCAAGAGUUUGAGAGGCUGAAGAGGAAGAACCCCGCCGACUACGAGAACGACCAGUAA
Molecule: messenger RNA, 177 nt
Organism: Opisthocomus hoazin
Lineage: Eukaryota; Metazoa; Chordata; Aves; Opisthocomiformes; Opisthocomidae
Source: RefSeq, a predicted model, not a curated record